Messenger RNA from Ceratitis capitata (Mediterranean fruit fly), 2942 nucleotides. It is a transcript of the gene Mmp2, whose product is annotated as matrix metalloproteinase-2. Gene Ontology annotation, biological process: extracellular matrix organization; collagen catabolic process; proteolysis. Gene Ontology annotation, cellular component: extracellular matrix. The transcript has 8 exons. NCBI's taxonomy places the organism in Eukaryota, Metazoa, Arthropoda, Insecta, Diptera, Tephritidae. The record is from RefSeq and is a predicted model, not a curated record. Gene Ontology annotation, molecular function: zinc ion binding; metalloendopeptidase activity. The coding region runs from base 126 to 2087 and encodes 653 amino acids.
ACAUACACACAUACAUAUGUAUUAAGUGUCAAUUAUUACAAAUAAGUUAAUAUAUUUAUCAGUUCUUGAUAUCGCACGCUUCUUUUGUGUCAACAAAUAUCAGGUGUGUUAAUAUAAUAACAACAAUGUCUCGAAAUAUAGUCAGUGUAAUGUCCUGCAUAAUUGUGUUGUCCUUAAUUGUUGUUGAGCUUUUCGCGUCGGUGGAUGGCGCGGUACGACGUCAUCAACGCGUCGGCAGUGACAAAUCAGCUGUUUCGGAGGACACUGUGUACAAUUACCUGAUGGAGUUUGAUUACCUGCCUAAGUCGGACAUCGAGACAGGAGCGCUGCGGAGCGAAGAGCAGUUGAAGGAUGCCAUUCGAAAUCUGCAGCGCUUUGGCAACAUUCCGGCCACCGGCGAAAUCGACGAGGCCACACGAAAACUGAUCCACCUGCCACGUUGCGGUGUGGGCGACAGCAACCGCACUGCCAAUUUCUCGCCAGAUAAUCUCGAAUACGGACAUCAUCGUAUGAAGCGUUAUGUGUUGCAGGGACCGAAAUGGGAUAAAACGGAUUUAACAUGGAGCUUGGUAAACUGGACAAUGGAAGAUGCUCCUCAAGUGCGCAGAGCACUCACAGAGGCCCUCAGUGUGUGGGCGCACAGCUCUAAGCUGACUUUUCGAGAAGUGCAAAGUGAUCAAGCCGAUAUCCAAGUGCUUUUCGCAAGGGGAGACCAUGGUGAUGGCUAUAAAUUUGAUGGGCCUGGUAUGGUGCUCGCGCAUGCCUUCUAUCCGGGAGUUGGACGUGGUGGGGAUGCACAUUUCGAUGCCGACGAGAAGUGGCAUUUCACCGAUGGCGAAAGAGGCGAUGCAACAAAUUUCCUUGGAGUGGCAGUUCACGAAUUUGGCCAUUCACUCGGCCUCGGACAUUCCUCCGACCAAAAUGCCAUUAUGUAUCCAUGGUAUCAUGACAAUGAUGUGGAUAUUAAUCUCCCCGCCGACGAUCGAAAUGCCAUACAACAGUUGUAUGGUGCCAAAGAGAAAACUUGGGGUCCAUUCAAACCUCCGCAACGUCCGAAAACAAUACCCACGACAACAACUACAACUACAACUCGGCGCCCGCUCGUAUAUUAUCCACAGUAUCCAUCAUAUGAACCAUACGAACCGCGCAGACGAUAUCCUUACAAUAAUAAUCCCUAUCAUCGAAAUCGCGAACCACUUACCACAACUACCACCACAACAUAUAGACCUCGCACGGACUCACCGCCGCGACCGACUAAAAAUUGGCACCCACGCCGUCAACCAACGAAGCCCAAAAAAUUGAAGCCUGAUAACUGUCACACCACCUACGAUGCCAUUUCGCUUAUACGUCGAGAAAUAUUUAUAUUCCGCGGGCAGUUCCUCUGGCGUAUUGGAGACCGUGGGCUUUACCCAGGCUACCCUACCGAGACUCGUCGCCUAUGGACCGAAUUGCCUGAGAAUUACUCCAAAAUCGAUGCCGUAUAUGAGAAUAAAGAUCGUCAAAUUGUCUUCUUUAUCGGCCGUUACUACUAUGUCUUCGAUUCUGUAAUGCUCGUUAGGGGCUACCCACAACCACUCACAUCGCUGGGUUUGCCAGCAUCAUUAACACACAUCGAUGCAGCCUUUGUUUGGGGCCACAAUAACCGUACCUAUCUGACCAGUGGCACUCUAUACUGGCGUUUAGAUGACGAUACCGGACGUGUGGAGUUAGACUACCCACGGGAUAUGUCUAUUUGGCGUGGCAUUGGCUACAAUAUCGAUGCUGCAUUCAAGUAUAGCAAUGGCAAAACAUACUUCUUCAAGGGAUAUGGCUACUGGGAGUUCAACGACGACCUAAUGGAGGUUGCGCAUCCACGACCUAAACUUAGUGCACGCAAGUGGAUGAAUUGUCCGCGCCAAGUGAAUGAAGUAGAUGAGGAGCAAACGUGGACAGCGCCGUUAAUAUCCGAACGGAAUGAAACCAUGGCUUCCUAUAUGCCGAGCGGUGCCAGUGGCAUUAGGAAUCACUCCAAGCGCGGUUCACUUAUCUGCCUUACUCUCCUACUGAUCUCGCACUGGUGGUGGUCAGACCCUGCGGCUGUGGUCUGACUCGCUUAUAAACACGAUAUUUUUAAUUAAUCAAUUUGUUUGAUGAGAAAUCAACAAGCUACCACACAAAGCGAUCUUAAUUAAGUCAAUACAAUAAACAUUCAUAUGAAAACUUAGAAUUAGCGUCUUAGUAUUUUAUUAGUUUGUAUGUAUGUAUUGUACAAUAUAUUCGAAAAUGUUUCAUUCGGGAUAAGCAAUUGUUGUUAAACCGUUCUUUAGUUUAUUUACACAAGACACAAUUCGAUAAACUUUGUAAAUAAGUCGUAUAAGAAAAAAUUACGAGUCGCAAUUCGAUAUUAACUCACAUUUAUAAUUUAUCUCUAAACACAAAACUUAAUUAUGUAAUUUCAAAUAAUUAAAUGACUUGCUAGUAUACUCGUACAUACACGUAGUUAAUAUAAACAACACAUCUAUAUGUAACCAAAAUACAUUUUUGUUGAUAUAUUUGAACAAUUUCUGCCACAAAAAUUAUGCGUAUUCAAAAACCAAGCACUUGUAAAUUUAUUGCGCAUGCAGCGUUUUUUUUUUUGUUUUUUUUUUCGCAGCAUAAAAUGAUUUUCAAAAGUAUUUUUAGUAACUACAUAUAUACAUAUAUAAAUUAUAUGCUACAUAAAAUCACCAACACUGCCUUCUCGCAUCUGCACAAACAUAUUUUCAUUAAUACUUAUCCAAAUAUAUACAUACAUAGGCUUUUUAUAUAAAUUUUUUAUUUGAAUUUUUUAAUGAAAAUGAUUUUAUACAUAUGUGAUAUUAUCCUAGUUAAGUCAAUGCCAGCAAAUUUUCGUACACUUCUUUUUUACGACGAAUAAAUUAAACUAAGUUCCCGCAAUUUUAGUUUAUAUACUAUAUAUGUAA